AUGCUCAGGUCGGCUUCCAGUUCAGUACGGCUCGCAGCUCUUCGUGGGCUCCGAGCCCCAUUGUCUUCAUCCCUGCCGUGUUGCAGCAGCAGCUGUCCUUCCCUGACACCAUUCCGCUCGGCACCCUUUAAUCCAGCGCAGCGUCAAACUCGCACGCUUGCUUCGCUUGCUUCGACAUCAACCGCCUCAAAUACUGAGGUGGCCGGCCAACUAGGGGGCGAGAAGCUGGACAAACGUCAUGACGCAUACUACGGAGCCUUUCCAGCACGGACACACACUUGCGGCGAGCUGCGUACCUUGCAUGAUAAGCAGCAAGUCGUGCUCACAGGCUGGCUGCAGUCAUCCCGGCAGGUAUCCAAGCAGCUCGGAUUCUUUACGAUCUUCGAUCAUACCGGCAGCAUCCAACUUAAAGUACACCGCACGGAAGCUUCGCCUCUUCUGCUCGACUCGUUUUCAUCGAUCCCGCUACAGAGCGCCAUCCUGAUCAGAGGAAAGGUAGCACGUCGCCCGACGCACGACUCGAAGGCGGAUCAGUCGACAGGAGCAAUCGAGGUGCUGCCAGAAAGCUUGACGCUGCUCAAUCCUGCGACCAAGGAUCUGCCUUUUCAGCCUUCGGACUCUAUCCAUGCCGAUGGCGUCUCAUCCGAGCUCCGGGCUCGAUACAGAUACCUUGACCUUCGACGUCCAUCGCUCGCCGAAAACAUUCGUCUGCGCAGUCGCAUCACGCAUGCCAUCCGAAACCACCUGUACGACAAUGGUUUCCUCGAGAUCGAGACCCCUGUGCUGCUCAGUUCCACACCCGAAGGCGCUCGAGAAUUCCUUGUGCCCACUCGUCUAUCCUCAUCUUCCAACGCCCAGGCAGAACCACAUUUCUACGCUCUACCUCAAUCGCCUCAGCAGCCCAAGCAGCUUUUGAUCGCUUCCGGAGUCACUGAUAAGUACUUUCAAAUCGCAAAGUGCUUCCGCGAUGAAGAUGGACGCAAAGAUCGCCAACCCGAGUUUACCCAGAUCGAUCUCGAGAUGGGUUUCGUCAGCGGUGGACCCGAAGCCGAAUCAACAUCAUCUUUGACAUGCGAUGCAGAUGCAGAUGCAGAUGCCGACGCCAGGGAUGCGCAAGGUCAUUGGAGGAUCGGAGGUCAGCAGGUGAGGGAUGUGAUCGAAGGCUUGAUAGCUCACGUCUGGAGAGCUGCUGGCAGAGGCAGUGUACCCCAUCGCUUUCCUGUCAUGUCGUACUGGACCGCCAUGACUCGCUAUGGAUCCGACAAACCAGAUCUGCGAUAUGGCUAUACGCUUCACGAUGUUUCGUCCGGCUUUAAGCCUUGCUCUGAGUCCGAUGUUGCAAAGCUCGAUGCUACGAGUGUUAGUCUCGAGAUCCUGCCGUACCAGCAUCAUGCAGCUGGUUCGCUAUCCAAGAAGGAGCUUGAGCGCCUCCUCUUACCGUUCAAAGGCAAAGUCGAACGGUUUCGCAUCUCAUCCAAGGACAACAUCCACGAACUUGCUGCGCUACUGCUCAAGAAGAGCGCGUUGACCCGGCAGUUUCUUCAGAAGGAGUUUGGGAAUGACGUUUCUGUCUCGGAGGUGGAUGUGGAGCAUCUCGCACAAACGUUGCGUGCUGCUAUCGAGGCCGAAGCGCGCUCGGACGACUCGUCUGAGCCGGUGGAUAUCUUUGUUUCGCUGCGUUCGAAUCCACCGGAAGGUGGCAGCACGCCGUUGGGUGAAGUGCGCAAACUUGUGGCUGCGUCGCUGUGUGACAAGAAGCUGCUUACCAUGUCGGGCGAUGCAUUGGCAUGGAUCACCGAGUUCCCACUGUUCACGCUAGCUGAUGACGACAAGAACGCGCUCUCGUUGCAGUGCUCGUCUUCUCGACGCUGGCAAUCGAGUCACCAUCCCUUCACUGCGCCGGUUGCGAGCGACAUCGCGAUGCUGCUCGGUGGCAAUCUCGAUGCGAGUUCGAUCGCUUCGAUCCGAGGACAGCACUACGACCUCGUCCUCAACGGCCAGGAGAUCGGCGGUGGGUCGGUUCGAAUUCACUCUCGCGCCUUGCAGCAAUGCGUCUUGGCACACAUCCUCGAGUUGACCCCCAGCGAACAAGCAAGGUUUUCUCACCUGCUGCAUGCGCUCGACUGUGGCGCCCCACCGCACGCCGGUAUCGCCCUCGGCUUCGACAGGCUCAUGGCCAUCUUGUGUCGCACAGAAAGCAUCAGAGACGUCAUCGCAUUCCCCAAACAAGGCUCUGGCAUCGACCCUCUUUUCCGAUCCCCGGCUCCCCUCACCGCUCCCGACCAAAACAAUCACCCCACACACUCCCUGUUGCGCCUCUACGGCUUGUCCAAAUCUUGA
Mycosarcoma maydis (corn smut) is the source of this 2340-nucleotide messenger RNA. Its product is annotated as aspartate--tRNA ligase MSD1. Gene Ontology annotation, biological process: aspartyl-tRNA aminoacylation. NCBI's taxonomy places the organism in Eukaryota, Fungi, Basidiomycota, Ustilaginomycetes, Ustilaginales. The coding region runs from base 1 to 2340 and encodes 779 amino acids. The transcript has a single exon. Gene Ontology annotation, molecular function: nucleic acid binding; ATP binding; aspartate-tRNA ligase activity. The record is from RefSeq and is a predicted model, not a curated record. Gene Ontology annotation, cellular component: mitochondrion; cytoplasm.